Cotesia glomerata is the source of this 2222-nucleotide messenger RNA. RefSeq lists its product as uncharacterized. The transcript is spliced from 2 exons. The record is from RefSeq and is a predicted model, not a curated record. Lineage: Eukaryota; Metazoa; Arthropoda; Insecta; Hymenoptera; Braconidae. The coding region runs from base 136 to 1608 and encodes 490 amino acids.
CUGAUAUCGUGUUGUUAUUCUUGUUUAUGAACUCCAAAAAUUAUUGUAAUAACGCAGUCAAGUAAUUAUAUAUUUCGUAUAGGUACUUGUAAGUUAUUUAUUUGAUUUUUGAAGUGUGUGUUAGUGAAACAUAAAAUGGAAACUGUGGAAUUGUGUACUCUUUGUGAUCAGACGUUUGAAAACGAGAAAGAUGAAAUUAUUGAAGUUAAAAAAAAAGGACUCCAAACUUUAAUUAACAAAAGCAAAUUAAAGGACGACAAUAAAUAUAAACUUUGGGAAAAUGCGGAUUCAUUUCAAUUCCAUUCUGUAUGUCGGGUACGAUAUCAAGCAUCGUCUAAUAAAACGAAGUUCAAGCGGAGGGAUAAAUCACCAACGUUAGAUGAACCUUCAACAUCAAGUCGUGGACAAAUACAUGAAGACCAAAUUGAGAAUACUUUCAAUUUUAUUAAUAACUGUUUAAUUUGUGGAAAGAGAAACUUUCAUGGUGACACUGGAACUCAUGUUUUUUCUAAUGAUCAUCAAUUGAAUCGAUUAUUAACAACUGCCAACUUAUACAAUGGUGAUAUUUUCACACAAGUUCAUCAAAGAUUGCAAGGAAUCAAUUCUCUAGUUGCAGUUAAGGCUCGUUAUCAUAAAAAAUGUUUAUACAGAUUUUUUGCUGAUCCAAAUAAGGAACCAAAAAUUCGUGAAGUUGAUCCAGACAUACAAGACACUUUAGAUCGUGUUUACAAGUACAUUGAAGAAAGCAGUGAAACAAAAUUUCAUUUAUCUACUCUGCAAAAAAUAAUGGGAAAUAAUCUAAUUACAAAUACAAGGCUGUAUAGAAAAUUACAAUCCCGGUACCAGAAUGACAUUCGUAUAAAACAAUCUCCAGGUACAGAUACUAUUAUUUAUUAUAAACAUAAAUCAGCUGGAGCACUUUCUGAUGAUUGGUUCGAUAAUAAUGAAUGUUUGGAUGAAACUGAGAAAAAGACAAUUUUGCAAGCUGCUUCUGAAAUUCUUCGACGUGAAAUAUUAGCUAAAAGUUAUGAUACUGAUUCUUAUCGUGCAUCAGGGGAUUUUCUUAACAGUAUUGUAGAAGACAUACCGAAUUUAUUAAAUUAUUUUCUGAGUGAUCUUCUAUUAAACAAAAAAAAAGACAGUGAUUCUUCAGAUUUUGUGAAACGCGAUAAUAUAGCUCACGCAAUUAUUUCAAGUAUCCGGCCUAAAUCUUUUAAUUCGCAUCUUCAGCUAGCUAUUGGUACUUACAUACAUAAGAAGAGCGGCUCAAGAUUAAUUAUAGAUCUACUAUCAAAACUUGGAGUAUGUGCUUCAUACUACAAUAUUCAAUUGUUUGAAGCGUCAACAAUGAUGGAUCCUCCGAAAAUGGUCAUUGACGAUGUUUUUGGGCAGUACAUUUUUGAUAACACAGAUCAUAAUGCGAAAACUUUGGAUGGCAAAAGAACUUUUCACUGUCUUGGAGGAAUAAUUGCAUAUACUCCGGAGGGCAAUGUAACCUAUGAAGGCUCUUCGAAGAAGUGCCGUAAAAUGCCUUCUGCUGAACAAUUAGCCCAAUGCAGUUGUAACAGGGAAAAUCGAACUUCCCGGGGUCAUUAUCGACCCCGAUAAUUGACGCACGGUAGGUAAGGGUUUUCCCUUACUUUUCGAUUUUUGACAAGAGUUUCGACUUGUCACCGGGCGUGCUAAUCAAGAUUCCCCACUACUGUUCCCGGAAAAUGAAGUGGGGCGUAACAAUAGGAAAGUUCGAGAGCCUGAGCUGAGGGUUAUAAAAGAGCGAGCACGAAAAACAUCGAGGCUUUUUCCCUUCUGGAAGCCAGUGGCCUUUUGCCUUUUGUGAAUCAGUGACCUUGUUGAGAUUAGAUAAGUCAAGAGAGUGCAGUUUUGAACGCCGACGAUAGAAAGCAACUACUGAGGAGUUUAUUACGGUAUUUGGAAUUGGACAAGCCCUGACCGGAAGCUAACAUAGUGGUUUGAGACGACAAGACGUCAAGCGGCGGAGCCAGCCAAGUUGGACCGGAGUAUCAGUCGUCGUUGGAUAAAACAAUAAUUGAGUCUCUAGGUAUUUUCGAUUAAUUUAGGCCAAAAUUGAUUAUUAAUUUAAUUAAGAGGCUGAAAUAAUUUAAAUUAAUUUCUCGAGCGGUCAUUUUUAUAUUAGCAAGUUUUGUACUUUAGAGAUUCAUGCGCCAAGGUCAUUUAGCUAGUUUUGUUAUUGGAUAUUUAUU